Anopheles coustani is the source of this 696-nucleotide messenger RNA. RefSeq names its product neurogenic differentiation factor 6-like. Bases 1 to 696 code for a protein of 231 amino acids. NCBI's taxonomy places the organism in Eukaryota, Metazoa, Arthropoda, Insecta, Diptera, Culicidae. The transcript has a single exon. The record is from RefSeq and is a predicted model, not a curated record. Gene Ontology annotation, molecular function: protein dimerization activity.
AUGGCACCGAAAGUAUCGCUGACCGUUGGUGAAAAAGUGCGCAAAAGAAGAAAUGCCCCAAGUGGUGUUGGCAGUGGUGGGGUCCUUUCGUUGGUCAAGCGAAGGAAGGCUAACCUGCGUGAACGGAACCGUAUGCACGGACUAAAUGAUGCUCUCGAUCGGUUGCGUAUGUGCGUUCCGCUUCCGCUGAAUCUAACCAGUGCGAACACAACGCAAAGCUGCGCUGACGGCGACGAACGCACGGAGUCCUCGACGGUUCCCCAGAAACUGUCCAAGAUUGAUACGCUUCGACUGGCGAAGAACUACAUCCUGGUGCUACUGGAGGUGUUGCACGGGGGCCGUGGGAUGCGGGUCGAUCGACUGAUAGCGGCACUGGCAAAUCGCUUGAGCCAAAACACGGUCAACUUGCUGCGGACCAAGUUGAAUCUUGAUCGUGAAUUGCGUGAGGGUCUGCUAGAGAAGUCCGGCGGUCAUCACCAGAUACGUUCCUCGCGGACUGAUCAUGAAGAGCACCAUCGUUCGUUCCAGUGCUAUCUGUGUUCCCCCUCAAACUGGUCAAAUGUCGAACAGGUCACCGUGCCCUACCGAUCGCAAGAGAGUCCGUGGCCCACCAGCUACGGUUGCUCUCUGUGCGGAUACAACAACGAGGAGGAAGAGGACCCUCGAAGCUUUAGCUACGCCAUGUUCGAAUUCUAA